Molecule: messenger RNA, 264 nt
Organism: Gongylonema pulchrum
Lineage: Eukaryota; Metazoa; Nematoda; Chromadorea; Rhabditida; Gongylonematidae
Source: the annotation of a GenBank genome assembly
AUGAUUUCAAAGCUUGUGCUUGCCUCAACGGAAUCAAUUCCCAGUAACAAAUUAACUCGCGAAAGUAUGAAAAACUUGGCAGGAACAGUGGGAUCGACAAAGACAAGUGCUGGUGCCAAUGAUGACAGUGGCAACAACGGCGAUGCAUCACCAAGCCAAACUGGGCAGCAUUCGGCAACAAACUCAAAAAAUUUCAAAAAGCAGCUGGCGCAUCGAUUUAGUGUUAACGAUAUUUUAUCUCCGCUUGAUAGUAUCGGUAAGUAA